GAAUUUUUCUGAAUUUGUCACCGGAUAACGUCAAUUUUUUUUAAAUUGUGGUUAACGAAAGAAUGCAGUGAUUCUGAGGUUUCAACAAUAAAUAUUUGUUUAUUAUCAUGGCUUCCUCCCUGGUAGGCCCCAAACCGAAUACAGUUCAGAAUAUUAAAUACUCCGGUUCUGAUGCUGAAUUUUGUACGGAUGUUACGGGUGAAACCGUAAUUAUUUCCAGCAAUGAUGGUAGUCAUACUCAUGGAAGCUCCAAACUGAAGUUAAUAGAUAGAAUAGAUUAUAAUUGGGAAUUUCGUUAUUAUCAUGGGCACCUUGUGGCAGCUCAUAAUAAUGGAAAAGUUAUUGCCUAUGCAAUGAAAGGAAAGGAUGGUGGUAUGGUGAGAGUAACCAACCAAGAAACUGGUACAAGAGCUCUAAUAAAGAAUUUUAAAGACGAUAUUAAGGACAUUGCUUUUGCCUAUUUAAGAGACGAAAUUAUUUUGGGUUGCGUAGAUAGUGAAGGAAAUGUAUUAGUCUACAAAAUAACUGAUGAAACGAAGUCAAUAUCAUAUACAUUACUUUUACAUGUAUAUCAUCAUCGUUCAAAUAUAUCGAAAAUUAAUUAUAGACUUAUAUGGUGUCCUUAUAUGGCGGUUGACGAUGAUGAAGCUAGUGAUGAUCCAGAAAAAAUGUUUGUAGUACUUAAUGGAAACAGAGCCGCAAUAUACAAUUUAAGUAUGUUAAGUGAAAAAUGUCAUGUAAACAAUUCAAUCGAUCCUGACGAAACCUUUGAAGGCUACAUAGAAAUUAAUCACAACGCUGAAGUAAUAGAUGCUGCAUUUUCUUCAGAUGGUAGUCACAUAGCGAUAGCAACUGGUGAUGGAUAUGUUAAAUUUUUUCAAUUAUAUAUGUUUAACUCGGAGAAGCAAAAAUUUCUUUAUGAGUGGCAACCUCAUGGUGGUACUCCUCUUUCGUCCCUUAUAUUUAUAGAUAAAAUCUUGGAGUAUAGUUCAGAGUGCUGGAAAUUUACAAUAACAGGAGCAAACGAUAAUUCUGAAAUCAAACUGUGGUCUUGCGAAACUUGGACCUGUUUACAGACAAUCCACUUUAAACCCCAUCCUAAUUCAAUAUCUGGCCUGUACCUCAACGUGUCAAUUGACUAUAGCGGCCAAUAUCUACUGGUAUCAGAUAUUAAUUACAGAGUUUUAUACGUGUUAGAAUUAAACAGAAAUGACAAAGAACAAAUGGUACAAGUCACAAGGAUAGCGGGGUUUUUAUUACCAGCUCCUUUCUUGAGUUUUCACAUAUUAGAAGCUACUAGUCGCACAAUGCCAUUUUCUUACAAUAAUAGUACAGAAGAUGAAUUUUAUGAAGAGAGAGAUGAAUUUGAUGAAGAUUCAGAGAGGACGGCAAUUUGCUUGAAGAUGUUAGUUAUACAACCUAAGAAGUUUCAAGAAUGUAAUAUAGUUUUCCAACCUGAAACUAUGUUUUAUAAUACGUUAAAUAGUUCUGCAGAAGUGGUGGAGAAAAACGAAAAAUUCCCCAAAUUGGACGAUCUACAAGAGUCAGUAUCAUUGCUCAUACAACAAAAAAGCAAUUCAAAUUUAACUUUAAUGACACCAGAUGACUUUACACCUUCAGGGCGAAAUACUCGACCGAACAGUGUUAGAAAUGAAACAAAUAAUUCUUUAGACGCAUCUAUAGCAGAAGUAAACGAUGUCGUCGUUGAUAAUCUUAUAGAUUUCCAAAGACCUCAAAAAGACAAUUUUGCCAGUGGUGGAUCCAGUCCGAGCAGAGAGGUGCAAGAAAUAUUAUCUUUGAACAAUUCUACGUACAGCACUCAAGACUUCUUUGACAAUCUUCCCAAACUUCAAGACAAUCAAGAGGAGCCCCAAAAAGACUACUCAAAUCAGACUAGCCUUAACUAUCCGGAAAAGAUCACUAACGAAUCAGUUUGGCAAAAUGUACCUGUGGUUCCAGAAAAUGAGAUUAUAAAAGACGAAGCUCUAAGAAAAGAAUUAAGAUUAAGUGUAGGUGACGAAAAAUCACAGUUGCAACUACUAGGAUAUCGCAUUAAUGCCUUAGAAAACAUAGUGCGAGAACAAAACGGUCUUAUAGAAAAAAUCCAUGGUGAGAAAAAAGAAUUGGAUUUGGCCGUAUCAAAUCAACAACUACAAAUUAUGAAGAUGCUAGAAACGCUCGUUAACAUGCAGAAGACCAGUGAACGAGAUUUACAAGAGAACAUUUUGACUGGGGUCAGUCAAAUUUUCACGAAAUCCUUAGCGGACAAAGUGCAGCAGAUCCUUGCGAAUGAAGUUAAGAUGAUUAUUUUGCCAGCUAUUCAAAGUCAAGUAGAGUCGUACAGACAUCAGCUUGAAAGUCAAUAUGCUCAAAAAAUAAGUCAUACUGAUAUGAUGUUAAGAGAUAAUAUUGCGAAAGCUUUUAAUAAUAAGGCACUGGCAGAUACUCUUAGCUUGUCCGUUGUAAACAUCGUAGCACCUAGUCUUGAAAAAUGUUAUCGGGAUAUAAUUUCUUCAUCUUUAAUUCCGUCUUGGGAACGAGUAUGUGGCCAAAUGUUCCAACAAAUUAACGAAACAUUUACUCGAGGUACCAAAGAAUAUACUGCAUCAGUAGAAAGUUACAUGGACAAACAAAGAAGAGUACAGGAGAAGGGAAAAGAUUUGAUAGUACAAAUGCAAAAUGUCUCAGAAACCAUGAAAAGCAAUGCUGACAAACUAACUAGCAAUUUGACGACUGAGAUACAUAAACAGUUUCAAACGGUUUUUAAAAGUAUGAACGAUAAGCUUACGAGUAAUAUACGGGACAUUGUGAUAGAACAGGUAAAACAAGGAUUCAAAAGUCACGCCACAGUCAUAGAAGACAGUGUUAUGAAUGCAGUCCGAUCAAGGGCAGUUACUCCAUCACCACUUCUGGAUUCUCAUGUGACUACGUUGAACCAGAUUCAACUUUUUAUAUCAAGGCACAAUUAUAACGAUGCCUUUCAAAUAGCGUUAAGUGCCGAAAAUUUGGGUUACGUUAUUCACGUGUGUGAACGCGUUGACAUACAAACCUUGUUUGGCGAAGAAUGUCUUUUGCAACAAACUUGUCUAUUAGCCCUUAUUCAACAACUGAGCUUGGAGUUAAAUAAGAAUACAGAUCUGAAAUUGAGUUACAUUCGUGCUGCGUUCCUGUCUUUAUCGCCAGAUUGUACAGCAACAAAACAUUUCAUUCCAAAGGUUUUGAAAGAUUUAUUAAAACAGCUGAACCUUUUUAUUCAGUCGAAUCCACCAGUAAAACAAUUAAAAGAAGCGAAACUUCUUAAAAUGGCUGUGGAAAGCAUGUUAGUUAAGUGAUAUAUGUUAUUUUUAUACUAUUAUUGUAAAAAAGUCUUGUUUAU
This is a messenger RNA of Diabrotica balteata, 3376 nucleotides long. NCBI's taxonomy places the organism in Eukaryota, Metazoa, Arthropoda, Insecta, Coleoptera, Chrysomelidae. The record is from the annotation of a GenBank genome assembly.